Oppiella nova is the source of this 669-nucleotide messenger RNA. The record is from the annotation of a GenBank genome assembly. Lineage: Eukaryota; Metazoa; Arthropoda; Arachnida; Sarcoptiformes; Oppiidae.
UGUCAUUUUGAAUGUGUUAUGACUUUUGAAUCGAUGAACAAUUGGAUUCAAACCAUUCAUCCAUUCGUUUGACAUUCACUUCAUUUGAUCCCACAUUUGGUGUGCAUUUCCGGCGCAUCUCAUCGCACAAUGCCGCGCGGGAGACGCAAAGCGAAUCAGUCGGCGCUGGAAGUGCCACAAGAAGUGCUUCACUUCGACGCGAAUGCCAUGAAUCCGAUGUAUAACCCGCCGGAAGACCCGUCGGGCUAUUCGGAGCCCACAUAUGUUGCUCGCGAUGACAACGACUACAUGCCAUCGAUGGACACGAGUCGGGGCACAGAGGACUCGAACGACACGUCUUUGGCCACCGAAGACGACCCGACGGCCAAACGCAGGGGUAGAGGACGGGGAAGGGGUGGCGGACGCGGCAGAGGGCGAGCCGGGAGACCGUCGAUGAAUCGGUUGUCCAUUACGGACACAUCGCUGAACCGGACCGUCGAGGACAGCAAUAGUCUGUUUGAGAGCGUAAGGGGCGGCCGAUCGGCGCUCCAGUCGGUGGUCGACGAGUGGAUCGAGUCGUACCGUCAGGACAGAGAGGCCGCCAUUUUGGAGUUAAUGCAGUUCUUCAUCAGGAGCUCCGGAUGUAAGGGAAAGAUUACGCCACACAUGAGGGAGAGCUUAGACAACGGA